Messenger RNA from Halichondria panicea, 1364 nucleotides. Its product is annotated as ribosome biogenesis protein BMS1 homolog. Gene Ontology annotation, cellular component: 90S preribosome. Gene Ontology annotation, biological process: endonucleolytic cleavage of tricistronic rRNA transcript (SSU-rRNA, 5.8S rRNA, LSU-rRNA); maturation of SSU-rRNA from tricistronic rRNA transcript (SSU-rRNA, 5.8S rRNA, LSU-rRNA); ribosome biogenesis. The transcript has 4 exons. Gene Ontology annotation, molecular function: U3 snoRNA binding; GTPase activity; GTP binding. The coding region runs from base 150 to 1304 and encodes 384 amino acids. The record is from RefSeq and is a predicted model, not a curated record. Lineage: Eukaryota; Metazoa; Porifera; Demospongiae; Suberitida; Halichondriidae.
AAGUUGAAACAAAGAGCAGCAUUCGAUUCUCAGCAAGACAACGAGGAACGUGGCACUUACCUUGAUGAUCUGAAGAGGGAGGUCUCGGAGGUGGAGCAGAGAAACAAGACGGAGUUUGAGGGCCUGGACAAGGGAACAAGACAGCUACUAUGGAGCUGAAGAGUGUGCCGUGUGAGUUUGUGGUGAACUUUGACCCCUGCUACCCGGUGCUGGUGGGCGGGAUGUUGCCGGGGGAGGGGAGAAUGGGGCACAUAAGAGUUCGGAUAAAGAAACAUCGCUUGGCAAAAAGAAUUCUCAAGUCACAUGACCCGUUGAUUCUCUCUCUGGGCUGGAGGCGGUUUCAGACCACACCCAUUUACUGUGUUGAGGACCACAACAUGCGGCAGAGAAUGGUCAAAUACACACCAGAGCAUCUUCACUGUGUGGCCACAUUCUAUGGUCCACUGACAUCACCUGGUGCCGGGUGUCUGGGAGUACAGUCCCUCACCUCUACAGCCUCUUCUGACUUCCGUAUUGCUGCCACCGGGGUGGUUCUGGAACUAGACAAGUCCUCGUCAAUCGUCAAGAAGCUCAAGUUGAACGGCACUCCGUGUAAAAUAUUCAAGAACACUGCCUUCAUCAAGGGCAUGUUCAACAGUGCUCUGGAAUGUGCCAAAUUCGAGGGUGCCGCUGUACGAACAGUUAGUGGGGUCAGAGGUCAGAUCAAGAAAGGGCUGCGGGCGCCAGAGGGUGCAUUCAGAGCGACCUUUGAGGAUAGAAUUCUAAUGAGCGAUCUUGUGUUCCUGAGGGCGUGGUAUCCCGUGAACAUUCAGAAGUAUUACAAUCCAGUCACCUCUCUGCUCAGCAAGGACAAGAGCACUUGGAAUGGAAUGCCGACAGUCGGUCAGAUCCGGUACGAAACUGACACCAAAGCUCCCGUGAAAAAGAAUGCUAAGUACAAGCCGAUUGUGAGAGAAACGAGACGCUUCAACCCCCUGAGGGUACCCAAAUCCCUACAGCGACAGCUACCAUUCAAGCAAAGUGAGAAGCGUAAAGAGAAGACACUGUCCUCGAAACGAGCUGUUGUUCUGGAGCCGAAUGAGAAGAAGGUUCUGACACUCAUGCAGCAGCUGGCUACUCUGCACAGAGACAAGACUAAGAGGAAACAGGCCAAACAGGACGCUCGAUACAAGGACCAUCUGGCUGCCAAGGAAAAGGAGGAACUAAUAAAAGUAAAGAAGACUCGUGAGCUGAAGAGAGAGUUUUAUCGUGAACUGGGUAAAGCUCAGCAGAAAAUGACCAAAAGAAAGACUCGAGACAAAUAACUAUUUAUGUCCAUUAAUUUUUCUGAUCUAGAUCUGCAUAAUUAUUAAUUAUGAGGAAUU